AUGAGUAAGAUGAACACUCCGACGUCUCGAUCCAUGAAAGGAAAAGCAAAAACCGGGAAUCUGCCGCCGGCUAGGACACCGAGACAAGUGACGGCACAGUCGCGAAAGGCAGACGUACCAGGAUCUAUGGCUCGUUCUCCAGCAGUUAACCCCGACGAAGUUCUUAGCGAACGAGAUAUUCGCAUGAAAAUCGAUCCCAGUCUCAUAAAAUCAUUAGUACGAAAGGCUACAGAACAACAGAUAACAACACAUAAACGAUCCACUGCUCGCACACCUCAUGGUCGUCAUCUAAAACCAUCAAAUGCACAAACAGUGCUGAAGUCAAUAGAAUUCAUGGAUUAUCCUGAGUUCCUCGACAAACACUACCAAACUAUAGAGCCAGGGGUCCACAAGAUCCACUAUACAAUGGCAGAAUACCAAGCUGUAAUCCAAGAUGCAAAUCUGUUGCUAUCAUCCGAAAAAACACUGAUUGAUGUAGAUCCACCGGUGACCAUUGUGGGCGAUAUUCAUGGGCAAUUUAACGAUCUCAUCAACAUGUUCCUACUCAUAGGACGGCCUCCGGAGAAACGAUAUUUGUUCUUGGGAGAUUACGUAGAUCGCGGAAUGAUGUCUAUAGAAUGUAUGAUGCUGCUGUUAGCGUACAAAGUCUGCUAUCCCGCUUCCGUCUAUCUUUUACGGGGAAACCACGAAUGCGCGCGAGUAAACAAGAAGUACGGUUUUUGGAACGAAUGUCUCAGUCAUUUGGGUGACAAGGGCGAAACAGUAUGGGCUAUGUUUCAGAGAUGCUUCAAUAACAUGCCUGUGUCAGCAUUAGUGGCAACAAAGAUUCUUUGUAUGCAUGGCGGUUUGUCACCAAGCUUGGAGUCACUUGAUGACGUGAGGAACACCACCAAACCCGUCCGAAACCCUUUUAGAGGAGUCAUUAACGACAUGUUAUGGGCGGAUCCCGAUAUGAGCAUUCUCGACUGGCGCACGAGCUCUCGCGGCUCCGGAUUUGCAUUUGGAAGUCAUGUCAUCGACGAUUUUUGUGAACGCUUUGGGCUGGAACUCAUCGUACGCGCACAUCAGAUGUGCCUCGACGGCUUCUGGGUGACUCCAAACAGACGACUUCUCACAUUAUUCUCUGCCCCAAUGUAUUGCAAUUUAUAUAGGAAUGCCGGCACAGUGCUCGAUGUCGAUGAAAACUUGCGCUGCCAGCUUAUAUCCAUGGUUCCAGAAUCGAGAGGUUGUCAUGAUCGUAUAAUGCGCCAGAAUCGACUUUGGGAUGAAACCGUUGACUUCAUACUUGAACGUCCGAUGACGCAGUAA
Necator americanus (New World hookworm) is the source of this 1308-nucleotide messenger RNA. RefSeq lists its product as uncharacterized. NCBI's taxonomy places the organism in Eukaryota, Metazoa, Nematoda, Chromadorea, Rhabditida, Ancylostomatidae. The coding region runs from base 1 to 1308 and encodes 435 amino acids. The record is from RefSeq and is a predicted model, not a curated record. Gene Ontology annotation, cellular component: nucleus; cytoplasm. Gene Ontology annotation, molecular function: protein serine/threonine phosphatase activity. The transcript is spliced from 15 exons.